AGAUUUAACUUUUUAUUUCCAAAAUGGCAGAUAAACAAUCUUCUGGUAGCAACAGUAACCUUCCAGAGGACAUCUGGCUUGUAAGUGAUUAUUAAGGUUCCAGUUAAAAAUACGGAAUGAACUAAAAAUUUGGCAAUAUUUCUUAAGGAAUACAAGACCUUUCACCGGUCCUAGACUUGUCUUGUUUUUACUGAUCAAGAAACACUAAAUUGCCGACUUGGUACUUACUUGACACUACUUACAUUACAUAUUAUUAUAAUGAUGUAGUCAAUGUAGUUAUCUGCGUAUAACACGCAUAUCUGAGUAUAACACGCACUUUUUCUCCCUGAAAAUAGGGGGCAAAUGAUGUGUGCGUGUUACACGCCGAUAUAAUGUUAAGGACCCAGAGUACAUACCACAUAGCGGCUCGAAUGGAUGUCAUCGGAAUGUGUCACAUAAUUUAAGCAAGUGGAAUUCUUCUUGAAUGGUGCAGCAUUACAGACCUCCAGUGCAGCCUUCCUCCUUCCUGCUACAGGGGAUACCUCACACCAGUAAAUCUUGUGGCCGUCCGUGCGUAACCACAGCAACGGUACAGGCAAUUAGGGAAUGGCAUUUAAGGAAUUUCAAGAAUGUGACAAGUACAAUAUUGCACACAAAGAUUAGACACUGCCUGACAGAGCAAGGGGGAGCAAGAGACUACUACAUACUACUACAUACACUAGCUGACCCCCCUCCUUGCAUUGUGCAUUGAUUUUAAAGGGUACCAGAGUAUUAAAAGAAGUCUGUCGGGGGGGGGGGGGGGGGGAGCAAAGAAGAGAUCUGCAAGUUCGCACAGAAUCAGAUUGCACUAGUGUGAACCACUAUGCGAUCUGAUUCUGCUGCGGAUAAAAAAAAGGGUCAUGUCCGUGUUUAGUGCAGAUGCGGUGUUAAUUCAGCCAUACAAACUGUAUGGCUGAAAUUUGCACCGCACAUAAGAUCGCAUGUACGGUAAUUUUAGGAGCAGUGCGCUCCGAAUUACAUGCCAUCUCUGUACUCUCACUAAUGUGAACCGGCACUUAAGGGGACCAGAAUGGCAAAAGAAAUCUGCCCGGGGGAGGGGGAGUAAAGAAACACUACCUGACAAGGGGAUGGGAGCUUUGAGACACACAGGACCCCAUCCCUGUCUUUUUACCCCACUCUCCCUUUCAGGCGAUGGGCGUGUUUGCAUUGAGCCCGCCAGGAAGCCGACACUGCACCCUGUCAAUCAUAGGUAGUGUGUGUAUGUGAAACUGGCGUUUGGGAAAUGCCUCACUACCUAUGAUUGGCUUCCUGGGGGGCUCAAUCUGAAUACGUCCGAGACCAUCCUUAAUUUUACCAUAAAAUACAAACACAUGCUAAAAAAGCCAUCCUACAACACACACUACAAACAGCCAUCCUACAACACACAGAUAUAACAAGAGAUCUGAAUUUAUGGUACGCUUUGAAAGUGGUAAUGUUUGUUUCGGUGCGCUGAAAGGCUCUUAUUAUCCUGAUUAACUAUAUUACAGCUAUAACAAGAGUACCGGUAAAUUUACAUCCCCCUGAUACUACCUUACUCUUUUUUAAUUUAAACUAGGUAAAAAGUAUACCACUGCAGUGUGACUCAUCUUGACAUUCCGACGCUGAACUCUGCACUAUCAUGCGUGCAUUCAUUACUUACGGUAUUUCCCUACUACGGUAUCCCUAAUGGAAUCAAAUCAAAAGCGUGCAGCAUAUACAGCUGGUUUCAAGUUAAAGGUUGUGGAAUAUGCCAAGCAACAUGGAAAUAGGGCUGCAGCAAGGCAUUUUGGAGAGCCACCCACAGAAUGCACAAUACGAGAGUGGCGAAAAAUGGAAGAAAAACUCAAGACCUUAUCAAAAACAAAAUGCAAUUUUCGCAGUGGUAUUGCUAAAUGGCCAAAAUUAGAAGAAUGGGUGAAGGAAUUUGUACUUAAUCAUAGAAAAGCGGGCAUUGCAUUAUCAACAAAAAUGAUCAUCAUUCAAGCAGUGAAAAUCAGCAAAGAGUUGCAAAUACAAGAUUUCAAAGGGACAGCAUCAUGGUGCCAAAGCUUUAUGAAGAGGCAUGAGCUUCGGAUGCGAACAAGAACCAGGAUUGUCCAGUGUAUGCCAGGAGAUUAUGAAGAGAAGAUAAUAAAUUUUCAUAAAUUUAUUAUCAAACAAAGGAAAAGACAAAAUUUUGAAAUUGAUCAAAUCGGCAACAUGGACAAAGUACCACUCACUUUUGAUGUUCCUUCAAAUAAAAUUGUUGAAGCAAAAGGUGCCAAGACAGUAACAAUUAAAACUUCAGGGCAUGAAAAAAAUCGUUAUACUGUGGUCCUUGCUGUCACUGCAGACGGAAACAAGCUGCCACCAUUGGUCAUUUUGAAAAGGAAAACUUUUCCUAAGGAGAAGAUUCCAAGUGGCAUACAGGUGCAUGUUCAUCCCAAAGGUUGGAUGGAAGAAGAAGUCAUGAGGCUUUGGAUCAGAAAUGUGUGGGAGAAGCGCCCAGGUGCUUUGUUAAAGAACCCAUCCUUGUUAGUACUGGACUCAUUCAGAUCUCAUCUUACAGAACCAACAAAGAAAGAAUUUCAAAUGUGCAAAACAGAAGUAGCAGUCAUUCCAGGAGGACUUACAUCACAAUUGCAGCCAUUGGAUGUUUCCAUUAACAAGCCCUUCAAAGCCUUCAUGCGUGAAGAAUGGAAUAAAUACAUGUGUGAUGAAAGCCAACGUGAAAGUACAAGUUCUGGGAGAAUGAAAAGGCCUGGCAUUUCAAAAGUGUGUCAGUGGAUAAAGACUUCGUGGGACGCAGUUAAAGAAGAUAUUAUUAUCAAAUCUUUUAAGAAAUGUGGCAUAAGCAAUGCUUUGGAUGGUGAAGAAGACGAGCUGAUGUAUGAAGACAGUAGCAGUGAAAGCAGCAGUGUUCAGUUAGAAGACAGUAGCAGUGAAAGCAGCAGUGUUCAGUUCGAAGAUAUUGAAGAUAGCAGUGAAGAUGAAGAGUUUCUUGGUUUCCCAGAUAGCAGCGAUUUCUGAGUAAACUUUUGUAAAAACAUAUAAUAUCCAAGUUUCGUUGUUAAAACAGUUGCUUUUACUGUCAUUUUACGUUAUUUACCUUAAAAGUGUUAAUAAUAUUAAUUUUAAAAAGUUCUGAGCUACCCUUAUUUUACUUCAAAGUUCUAUAUUUGAAAUGUAAGGUUUUUUUCCUGAAAUUUCCUUCUUAAAAUGAGGUGCCUUUUAUACGCCGAUAAAUACUGUUAUUUAUACGCCGAUAAAUACGGUAAUUUAUACUAGUACUAGUACUAAUGACUAAGACUAAUAGUAUAAUAGUACUACUACUAAUGUAAGUAACCCGUGGGCACGGGCCUUUUGGGAGAGCUUGACUUGAACUCAUUGAUAUUGAAAGUUUAUUGAAGUUUCUUUUGUAUUUUGUAAAUUCAACAAUUGUGAUUUACUUUCACUUAGACUUAACUCAGAAUUACUUAGUAUCUAACGGCAGUCAAAUCUUAAUCCACAAAGAGUAAAGACAAAUCCCCUCGUAACUUACACCGAGUAACUGUAAUUUAUCUUUUAAGUAUUACUUAGUAUUAGUAAUGUAAACUGUAAAUUAAGACUUACAAUACCGGUACUUGAAUUCACUCUACCCAAGGACUUAAAGUUGUUUGAAAUGUGUUAUAUUUUCACAAUGGAAUUUUUGUCAUAUCUACUGACUUAGAAAUAAUGAAAUAUUUUAAUGGUGGGGAUCAUUAAUCAGUAAUUGUAAUAGCUGACCUCCUCAUAGUCAUAACAUUGCUCAUUGAACUCUCCCAAACUUGGAAAUGAGUGUUCAGUUAUAUAUGUGAAUUUUUAUUGUUUGGUUAUAUUGUAAAAAUUUACUUGACAUAAUCUUGUAAAACUUUUAAAAUGUGUCCAGAGGUCAUCCAUUUAUUCUUUUGAUGGCGUUUUGGAUGAAUAAAAGAAACAAGAUGUGGAUUAAAUGAGACUCAUAAUUGAGAAAUUUUUAAUAUAAAUACUACAUCAUUACAAGUGUUUUGUCAAAGCAUACAUUUGACAUUUUAAGUUUAAGAUUUUUAUGACUAAAUAUACAGAAGGAAGGAACGUGAAAUUAAAAAUUCAAUUAUAUUAGAGUUGGAGGUUCUUUUUAUGUUUCAGUUGAAAUCAGAGGUUAAAUUGUGGUAGCAUUUUAUCAAAAUGCAUGUAGUUUAUGUUUAAGCCUUGUCCCAUUGAUACUUCUACCAUUGUAUAUAACAAAAUAUAUAAGCUUGUUGUAAAAUUAUUCUUUGAGGCCAACUUUCAUCUGUGCAAAAUUGUUUUGCUUGGAUCAACAAUUAUAUCAGCUCUUCUUUUUAUUAAUUUUUUCAUACAAGUGAUGUACAUAUGUCAGAAGUUAACUUCUUUUUUAAAAUUGUUUUCUAUUGCUAUAAGUAAACAAAGAUAAAUUACACUUGUGUUCUUAGCUUUUAAAUAUUACUCUAUAGGUAAGACCUUGUGAGGUAUACAAGGAUGAAUACAGGGAUUGCAAAAGUAAGUGAUAAUCUUUUAUUUCCAGGCUGAUUGUGUGUAAUGGUAUAUAAAUAUGGUAUCAGUACAAUUCAUAGUUUUCUGAUCUACAAAUACUGAGUUAAUUCUAUUGUAGUAAAGGGUUAAUGUCACUUCAUGUCAAAACUAAUUUUGAAAGUCUACACAAUUGUUACUAUUGUGACAUCAUCAAAACUCAGUUCUUCUUCUUUUUCUCUAGGUCUAUGGACCAGACUUUAUCAGCACUACACAGAUGGAAUUCAGCAAGAUUGUACCCAAUGGUUAACUAAUUUCAAUAACUGUAUGGCAUUUAGAAAUACAAAAGAUUUUUUAGCUGCAGUAAGUUGUUAGCUUAUACUUGAUUUUUUAAAAUUUCUUUAUGAGUUGCUUUGCUAUCUCUUGAGACUACUUUUAGUAGAAGACCAACAAUUAAAACUGUUUUUAUUCUUAUUAUUUUAAACUAAAUACCACUCCAACUAUGGUCCAACUAUGGUAUCAAAAACUUUUCAAAUUUAAUUUGAGUUUCAUGUAACGGUAAGAUGUAACAUUUCUGUUUUUUAACUUUACAAAUUACAUUGGAUUUCUUAUUGCAGGAAGCAUUGAUUGCAGUGGAAAGGGAAAGGAGAAAUCACAGAUUAAAACUAGCUCGAAUGAAUGAUGUUUGGGAGUACAGGACAAAACCACCAGCUGAAUGGCUUGAACCAUUAUCAUAAAAAGAGUAGAGUGAUCAUUGAAAUAUUUUGCUUGAUUUUACAAUAUAUUCAUAACAUAAAUGCGGGUUAAUUGGAAGAAUAAAUGCGUGUUUAAAAUUAAAAACAAAAAUGAAUGAUGGGGUUUCUCCUUCAUAGUGUUUGGGUAAAGAGAUUAAAAUACAUGAGAUUAGUUUUAUGGGUGUCCAAGUCAGUUGAGGGUAGAUCCAUUGCAUAUCUUUAACUUUAUUGCCCCAGGCAUGUAGAGGUAUUAAUAAAAAUAAAUAAGCAUUCAUAAAAUUGUAUUUUAAUAAGGAUUUUGUUAAGCAAUAUCUCUGGUUUUGAAAACAAUAAUCAGUUUUUGUUUUUUUAUAUUGACCAUUUAAUAAACUUAAUGUUAUUAAAUUUGAUCUGCCAGAAAAUCCAAGUGUUCAAAUAAAAGUGUCGAUUAAUGCCUCAUGUGGAUUUCCCUAUAUCUACUUGGCUCAUCAUUUAUUUCAAAUUUGUCUUUAAAAAGAAUGCUUAUAAAUAUUUAAAUUUAUGUCAAUAUAAAAUGUUCAUUCAGUCAAUUAUUAUUAUUGGAGCUGACUGAGGUGAAUGUGUAAGGUCCACAGAUUCUUCACUAGUGUUUUAUGUCAGGAAUCUGGAUUCAUCUUAUACAUAAAAUAUUAUCUGUUCUAUUGAAAUAAAAUAAAAAUCUCCAAAUAAAAAUAUCUAGCAGCA
This is a messenger RNA of Lymnaea stagnalis (great pond snail), 5900 nucleotides long. NCBI's taxonomy places the organism in Eukaryota, Metazoa, Mollusca, Gastropoda, Lymnaeidae. The record is from the annotation of a GenBank genome assembly.